AUGACUUCAAAAUUUUUGGUAGAAUUAUCUAACGAUUAUGAAAAACUUUUUGAAACAGAAAUUGGAUAUGAUGUUAUUAUUUAUGCCGGAGAAGAACCAAAUGUCAAAGAAAUUCAUGCUCAUUCAAAUAUUUUGUGCAUUAGGUCCCAAUAUUUUCGCACUGCACUUUCUAAUGAAUGGGCAGAGAAGAAAGAUGGAAAAUUUAUUUUCAAAAAGCCAAAUAUUGCACCACAUUUAUUUAUUAUUAUUCUAAGGUUUAUUUAUUGUGGUAAUAUUAAAUUGAUGGAUUUACAAGGUCCUGAUAUAUUGAGAUUGUUGAUAGCAGUAGAUGAACUCAAUAUAUAUUCUUUGAUUUCUUAUAUUCAAGAAUUUUUGAUCAAAUAUCAAACUGAAUUUUUACAUCAAAAUCCAACUGAAAUUCUUGAAACAGUAUAUGAGCAUGAAAUGUUUACAGAUUUAUGGAAUUUUUAUCUUGAAAAAAUUUGUGAGGAACCUAAAGUUUUGUUUGAUUCUGAUGAUUUCAUUAAUUUAAAAGCUUCUUUAUUAGAAAUUUUAUUAAAAAGGGAUGAUUUGUAUAUGAGUGAAAUUGAAAUUUGGGAAAAUUUGUUAAAAUGGUGUUUUGCUCAACAAAAUAUGAAUAAUGAUCCAACAGAAUGGAGCAAAGAAGAUAUUACAAAAAUUGGAAGGGAAUUGCACAGAUUCAUUCCUUUAAUUCAAUUUUAUAAUAUUGAACCUGCAGAUUUCUUUUAUAAAGUCCAUUGUUAUAAAGAUAUCUUACCACAAGAUUUAAUUCAUGAUCUUUUAGAGUUUCAUAUAGUUCCUAAUGUAGAACUUAAAUCUGAUGUGAUACCUUCAAGAAAACUAAAUUCAAAAUAUCAGCUUGAUUCAACUUUGAUUGAACCAAACCAUCUUCCUCUUUUUGCUUCGUGGAUUAAUAAAAAUAAUCCUUUACGUUAUAAUAGAAAAAAUAAUUCUUAUGAUUUUAAAUUAUUAUAUCGUUCAAGUUGGGAUGGAAUUGACCCUUAUUUUUUUCAUAGAAAUUGUGAUUAUAAAGGAGCUACUAUUUGGAUAGCAAAAAUCAAAGGUUUAACACAAUUAAUUGGAGGGUAUAAUCCACUUGAUUGGGAUGGAGUUUCAUAUUGGAAAACUACAGCAGAUAGUUUUAUAUUUAAUUUCACAGAUAGAAAAAAUAUUUCAACUGCAAAAGUAAGUUAUGUUACCAGUAUAAAUAGCGCUGUUUAUUGUGAUAGUAUUUAUGGACCCACUAUGGGUAAUAUUAUCUGUAAAGAUAAUAAUUGGUCUAAUAAGAUUUAUAGUGAUGGAGAGCGUUAUCCUAAUAUAGGAAUUCCAACAAAUUUUGAAGUAGAAGAUUAUGAAGUAUUUCAAGUAGUUAAAAGAUAAAUUGUUUUAUAUAAAAUGCAUUUUUAAUUUUUCAAUAAAGAAUUUUUUUUAUACUUAG
This is a messenger RNA of Rhizophagus irregularis DAOM 181602=DAOM 197198, 1459 nucleotides long. Lineage: Eukaryota; Fungi; Glomeromycota; Glomeromycetes; Glomerales; Glomeraceae. The record is from RefSeq and is a predicted model, not a curated record.